This is a messenger RNA of Lycium barbarum (goji berry), 5598 nucleotides long. RefSeq names its product plasma membrane ATPase 1-like. NCBI's taxonomy places the organism in Eukaryota, Viridiplantae, Streptophyta, Magnoliopsida, Solanales, Solanaceae. Gene Ontology annotation, cellular component: plasma membrane. The record is from RefSeq and is a predicted model, not a curated record. The transcript is spliced from 23 exons. Bases 225 to 3095 code for a protein of 956 amino acids. Gene Ontology annotation, biological process: regulation of intracellular pH; proton export across plasma membrane. Gene Ontology annotation, molecular function: ATP binding; P-type proton-exporting transporter activity; ATP hydrolysis activity.
CAUUUUUAUACACGGACAAUCAUCCACUGCCAACAAACCUCUAAGACUACAAUCAUCUUUAGUAACUUCAGAAAAAAGACUGCCUUAUAAACUAUAUAUAAGUGGAGAGGGUUGGUUCCAAUAGUUGUAUUCUCACCUUUAAGACUUUUCUUUUUCUCAUAUUGCUAAGUUUCUCAUCAGUACCUUCUAGAAGAGGCAGACGAGGGAAUAGAAAGGGGGUAAUAAUGGCAGAUAAAGAUGAAGUUCUGGAGGCUCUCAAAAAGGAGGCUGUUGAUUUGGAAAGUAUACCACUAGAGGAGGUUUUCCAGAAUCUGAGGUGCAACAGAGAGGGGCUUACUUCCCAAGAUGCUCAGAGGAGACUUGAAAUAUUUGGUUAUAAUAAGCUUGAGGAGAAGCAUGAAAGUAAAUUCCUGAAAUUUCUAGGAUUUAUGUGGAAUCCACUUUCAUGGGUGAUGGAAGCUGCAGCAAUUAUGGCCAUUGCUCUUGCCAAUGGAGGAGGGAAGCCAUGUGAUUGGCAAGAUUUUGUUGGGAUUAUUGCCCUUCUUUUUAUUAAUUCAACGAUAAGCUUCAUAGAGGAAAAUAAUGCUGGUAAUGCUGCUGCUGCUCUCAUGGCCCGUCUUGCUCCCAAAGCAAAGGUUCUUCGAGAUGGAAAAUGGGGUGAGGAAGAUGCUGCUGUCCUUGUUCCAGGUGACAUAGUCAGCAUAAAGCUUGGGGAUAUUGUCCCUGCUGAUGCACGUCUCCUUGAUGGAGAUCCAUUGAAAAUAGACCAGUCUUCUCUAACAGGGGAGUCUCUUCCAGUAACAAAAAACCCUGGAGAUGAAGUUUUUUCAGGAUCUACAUGCAAACAAGGUGAGAUUGAGGCAGUGGUCAUUGCCACAGGUGUCCAUACAUUCUUUGGAAAGGCUGCCCACCUUGUGGAUUCCACUAAUCAAGUGGGACAUUUUCAGAAGGUCUUGACUGCAAUAGGGAACUUCUGUAUUUGUUCCAUUGCCGUGGGCAUGAUCAUCGAAAUCAUUGUCAUGUAUCCCAUUCAAAACCGGGACUACCGUCCAGGAAUUGACAACUUGCUUGUUCUUCUGAUCGGAGGCAUUCCAAUUGCGAUGCCAACAGUUUUAUCUGUAACGAUGGCAAUUGGCUCCCACCGUUUAUCUCAGCAGGGUGCCAUCACUAAAAGGAUGACUGCCAUUGAGGAAAUGGCAGGCAUGGACGUGCUGUGCAGUGAUAAAACUGGAACCUUAACAUUAAACAAAUUAACUGUCGACAAAAAUCUGAUUGAGGUCUUUGCAAAAGGAGUAGAUGUUGAUUCCGUGGUCCUAAUGGCUGCUAGAGCUUCACGGGUGGAAAACCAAGACGCAAUUGAUGCUGCCAUUGUGGGGAUGUUGGCUGAUCCUAAAGAGGCGAGAGCUGGAAUUCAAGAGGUUCAUUUCCUUCCGUUCAAUCCAACUGAUAAGCGAACAGCUCUAACAUAUCUUGACAAUGAAGGCAAAAUGCAUCGAGUCAGUAAAGGUGCACCUGAACAGAUUUUGAACCUUGCACACAAUAAAUCCGACAUACAGCACAAGGUUCAUUCUAUCAUCGAUAAAUUUGCUGAGCGAGGAUUGCGUUCUCUUGCAGUAGCAUAUCAGGAAGUUCCUGAAGGAAGAAAGGAGUCUCCAGGAGGUCCAUGGCAAUUUAUUGGUCUCAUGCCUCUUUUUGAUCCACCAAGGCAUGACAGUGCAGAGACAAUUAGAAGGGCCUUAAAUCUUGGGGUGAAUGUGAAAAUGAUCACCGGUGAUCAACUAGCGAUUGGAAAGGAGACGGGACGCCGUUUAGGAAUGGGAAACAAUAUGUAUCCUUCUGCUUCUUUACUGGGCCAGGACAAGGAUGAGUCUAUUGUAGCUAUGCCUGUUGAUGAGCUCAUCGAAAAAGCAGAUGGUUUUGCUGGUGUUUUUCCUGAGCACAAAUAUGAAAUUGUGAGACGUUUACAAGAAAAAAAGCACAUAUGUGGCAUGACUGGUGACGGCGUGAAUGAUGCACCUGCUUUAAAGAAAGCUGACAUUGGAAUAGCUGUUGCAGAUGCAACAGAUGCUGCGCGCAGUGCUUCUGAUAUAGUCCUCACUGAACCUGGACUGAGUGUCAUUAUUAGUGCUGUAUUAACUAGUCGUGCGAUCUUUCAGAGAAUGAAAAACUACACGAUUUAUGCAGUCUCCAUUACUAUCCGUGUAGUGUUUGGCUUUAUGUUACUUGCUUUGAUUUGGAAAUUUGAUUUCCCACCUUUCAUGGUCUUGGUUAUUGCAAUCCUUAAUGAUGGCACCAUAAUGACAAUAUCGAAGGACAGGGUUAAACCUUCUCCUUUGCCAGACAGCUGGAAACUUUCAGAAAUUUUUGCAACCGGAAUUGUUCUUGGUGGUUAUCUAGCAAUGAUGACAGUCAUUUUUUUUUGGGCUGCAUAUGAAACGGACUUUUUUCCGCGUGUUUUUGGAGUUGCAACACUGGAGAAAGGUGUUGCUCGUGACGACUUCAGAAAGCUCGCAUCAGCAAUAUAUCUACAAGUGAGUACCAUCAGUCAGGCACUAAUCUUUGUGACACGAGCUAGAAGUUGGUCAUUUUUUGAGCGUCCAGGCCUUUUGCUUGUGGCAGCAUUUCUUCUUGCCCAACUGGUCGCUACUCUUAUCGCUGUGUAUGCAAAUUGGAGUUUUGCAGCAAUUGAAGGGAUUGGAUGGGGAUGGGCAGGUGUAAUUUGGCUGUAUAACCUUGUGUUUUACAUUCCACUCGAUUUUAUAAAGUUCUCCAUCAGAUAUGCAUUGAGUGGGAAGGCCUGGGAUCUACUUUUCGAGCAAAGGAUUGCAUUUACAAAGAAAAAGAACUUUGGGAAAGAAGAACGCGAGCUCAAAUGGGCACAGGCUCAGAGGACCCUUCACGGGCUGCAUCCACCUGAGACUGAUUAUGGGGACCGCAACAGUCAUGCUGAUCUCAACCAAAUAGCAGAUGAGGCAAGACGAAGAGCUGAGAUGGCAAGGCUUAGGGAAUUACGCACUCUGAAAGGGCAUGUUGAAUCAGUUGUGAAACUGAAGAAUCUUGACAUUGAAACAAUACAACAAUCAUACACAGUUUGAGAGGAUGAUGAGAUAUUACAUCCAUAUGAUUAGGGGAAGUCUGAGUACCCAAAGUUGAAAGCUAAGUAGCAUGUUUUGGCUUAAGUGUGGGGUCGUCCUGACCCUUAAUGUUGAGGAUUAUGCUUCUAGCUAGGCCCUAGAGGGUCUCAGGGAGUAUUUCUUACCCUUGUUUUAUUUUUUCUCUACUAUACAUGCUUCGAGGACAAUGCAUAUUUUUAAGUGUGGGGUGGAUACUUCUGAUUAUUGAGGUCAAGGAUGAUUAUGCUAUAGGAUUUUUUAAAUUUUAUUUUUAUUUCUUAGCCAUAUAUAUUAAAAAAAACAGAAAGCUAAUAAAAAUUCAAAUAGAUUUUUGAAUCUUUGUUCGUUCUUUUAUUUUUCUUUUAUAGCUUCUUUUUCCCUUUUAGUGGCAUUGAUCAUCCACCCCUUGGGUUUUCUUAUGGCCUCGGUUCUUUCCCGAUGGGGGCCCUUUGAACCGGGUAAUUUUUUUUUUAGGAGUAAUUUAUUUUUAGGAGUCCUAAAGGAGAGAGAAGAAAGACCCCUUUGAAUUGUUUGAUACUAGCAUAUUUAGGCCUGAGCUUGUGUAAUACGUUCCUGUGAGUGCUUGAGUAAUGAAAACGUUGGCAGACUUUCUGACACCUAGCUCAUGGUUGUGACUCUGUAUAUAGCUUGUUCUUAUUUUGCAGUUCGUCAUGAUCCUAUCUGUCUUAGAAUAGAAUUGGUCCAUCUUGAUUGACACUUGUGCCAUGUGUGGUGAGGAAUUUCUACAUUUAUUCCAUGUUUUGCAUCAUAGUCUUGUCACGCCCCAAAACCCACCCUAGACAUGACCGGCAUCCGACGUCAUGAACAACAUCGGAAGAACCUAAAAAAUGCAAUAACAAUAUUUGAACCCGCCAGGUUCAAUAUUCGCCUCCAACAGUUUAUAAAAUAAAUGUAACAAGUCAUGAAUAUAUGAAUUAAAUCAGCGGAAGUCUUUAUUCACCAAAUACUUAGUCAAACGUAAUAACGUGCCCGAGAGUUAAUCAAUAACUCAACAACUACCCACAAGAACGUAUACUAUGAAGCUUCUAAGAUAAUGAGAAAUGUCUAAAUCAUCGGGAUGCAGCCCAAAACUAAAAGAUGAAAAGUAAAGAUAGAAUGGUGCCCCAUGAACAAUCAUGUGGGCUCACCGAAUAGUCUCGAAAGCAGCAAGUUCUCUUAAGUCGUAGGCGUAUCACGAACCUGUUCCUCAAUGAUACCUAACAUACCAUAAAAAACAACAAUGGUAUGCCUGAGUACUGGGUACUCAGUGAGUGUCUAAGGAGCAAUAGUUAACAAAACAAGAUAUAGUGAAUGAAAUCAAUAAAAUGAUAUCAAUGAAAAUAACAGUUCAAACCCAGGAAUAAAGAUGACAGACACAUUAACUUAACUCCUUACCAUUUACCAAGCCAAGUAUUUCACUGACGAAUUCAAAUCACCACAAGCCACUCACAGGCAACAAGAUAUGAAACAAGCCACUCACAGGUAGAUCAAUCAAUCGAUACUCCGGGUUAGGAAAUCGCGGAGGCUAAUCGUCCUCUGGACUAGCACAGCCAUAGAUACUCCGGUCUAGAAAGAUACGGAGGCUAAUCGUCCUUUGGACUAGCACACCAAUAGAUACUCCGGGCUUGGAAGCAACGGAGGCUAAUCGUCCUCUGGACUAGCACAGCCAUAGAUACUUCGGUCUAGGAAGAGACGGAGGCUAAUCGUCCUCUGGACUAGCACAGCCAUAGAUACUCGGGUCUAGGAAGAGACGGAGGCUAAUCGUCCUCUGGACUAGCACAACAAUAGAUACUCCGCGCUAGGAAAUAACGUAGGUCAAUCGUCCUCUGGACUGACACAACAAUACUCGUAUCAAUACGUUAGGAUCUAUAAUGGCUAAUCGUCCUCUGGAUUAGCACAGCUUGCCCAUACAGGCCCAAACACCAACAAAAUACAAAUCAUGGCAUAUUACCGAAUCAUCAAUCAUGUCUUAGAGCCGAAUAUCACUUCUCAAGUCAUCAUCUCAAAAUGGAGACAUUUCAAGUCAUAACUGAUUUAGAAUCUUAUUCAAAUCUCUUAUUCAAUUUCAAGUUCAAGAAACCCAUUCAACAACAAAACAAGUUUAAGGUCUAACCUUUAGAAGAUUAAGUUCAAUCAUCCAAUAAUGGAAAAAACGAGUUUCACAAAGUAGUAUAGUUCGUAUAAGGUUCGAUGCGGGCUUGACCCUACACACGCAUGACCUCGUCUAAAAGAAAUCAUCUUUAAUUCCAGAAUAAAUUCCACCAAACAAGAGUUAUAACUUAUACAAACAAUCAAGGAAGGAUUCUUAAAUACAAUUCAUGCUUUCACAAUAUAAGCGUACUUCACAAGUAGACAUAGUUGAAAAGAUGAUUUUUGGAAUAUAGACAUACUUCAAGAAAGAUUUUUGGGAAAUUCUAGACAUACAUGAAAAGACGAAUUUUGAAAUAUAGACAUACAAAACACCUUCAUAGUCAAAAGGAUUUUU